AUGCCCGUGGGCAGGGGAUCAGACGGAGAGAACGCCUGCCUCAGACACCCCUCACCUCCCACUGGCACCCUGAUGCAAGCAGCAUGCAAACCCACCCCUCCCAUGUGUCUAUCAGCUGUGGGGUUAAGCUCUGCACGCACCCCCUUCCUCUCCUCUCCUCCGUGGUCCUGCAUGGUAGAGUGCAUGUUACACCGGUGUGAAGGAAGUGCAUUUGGAAUCAAUGAUGAAUUUCACUGGGAAUCAAAGAACGAGAGGUGGAUGUGACAGUGAAUGUGGCUCGGCAGGGUUUCCUGUUGUUCAAGGCUAAGUGUGUCUGAUGUGAUAAAAGGAAUGUAUGAAAUAUAAAAAAUGUAACAGACUGUUAGUAAAUGAGCGAGAGUGAGAGCUGCAUGGGCUGAGACUGGGCUGUCUCCACAUUGGGAGAGUCCAGGAUUUGCUGUGCAGGGAGAAAAAUGGCAUUGAGUCACCUCUCUUCAAAACCCAAACACCUGCUCUCUAAAUCCAAUCACCUCCCUGUUAAAGCCAGUGCCCUGCCAGUGCUGUGGCUCGCCCAUUCACUCUCUCUGGGCUGCCCGCUCUCUUCCUGCUCCCGAUCUAUUGGAGCUGCGCUCUCCAUCCGUGACACAUGAGACUGUGAACUCUAAAGGGUUUGUUUCAGACCUAGAGCUUGAUUUACUCCAGGCUCCACUCCAGGAGAAAACAGGCUUCCAAAAAUCCCCUUUUUCCCCCUCGCCUGUCUUUGGCUGCUCCUUUAAUCUACUGUGCAACUUCUUUGAUGUAUCUUCCAUGUCCACUGUGUGUUUGGGGUCUGUUUAUUUCAGCAGUGUGAGCUGGGCUGAGCUGAUGUGCACGGUAGGUAAAAGGGUUAAUACUGUGGCUUUGUGUUAAAGGGAACUGGGAGGCUCCCAUUCCCUGUGUUGUACAGGUGGAACAGCCCAGAAGUUCUGCCUAAUGACUGCAUUAGGGCUAGCUGUGUGUACAGACACAGAGAGACUGGUUGGGAACGGGUCCCCGGGGCUUCUCAGCAGGCAUACAGGCUUCCAUCUGCAGAUUCAAGGCAAAAACAUCUAAGUGUUGCUCUGCUAGCUCUGCUUGUUUCUGUGUGAAUUGCACAGAAAGCUGAACUGACAAAAUAUUUAUGUUGUUUCAUAGCUAGGUACUUUCAAGUUACAGUACAUAUUGACUGAGAGGUUGUUCCAUUUGACCCAGUCACCAUACCUUGUAUUUUCUGUGACUGCCCAACAAUGGUGUAGUUAUACCGUACAGCUAUAUCCAGCUAUUGAUUUGAAUCCAUGCUGUUUGGAAUGAGGUCAGUAGGUCGUGGACCUAUUUAAUUAAUUAUGAACGGUAGAAUGGAAAAUGGAUAAGAAUCAGGGACAUGGACUAAUUUCAGACCUGCCAGUCAAUAACAGCCAUACCACAAUGGGUUUACCCUGGGGUCCUGCAGGGAUCCCUCUGGAGCCACAUGUACCAUUGUGUGUGUGGGUGUGUUGUCUGAUUAUGUACAUGUGAUUGUGUGUUAAACUUUUUUUUUUUAUCCCUGGAAACACAUUUGGGGCACCAUUUUUACCCAGUACAUACUAGAUGGCAACCUACAUACAGCAGAAUACAGCCACAGGGCAGCACAGAACAUGGAAACAGACACAUACAGACAUGUCACAUACAAACAUAUGAUCUUAAUCUGUUUUGUCACAGCAAAAUAAUCCUGCAGCAACAGGUUUAGUCCAUAAUAUUGCUUGAUCGGUGGUUAGUCUAUUAGCUGGCCAAAAGUAGGUUAUUGUGUUUUUUGCGGUGCAGGAAAAUUCUCGGCAACAAAAUAGUGAUCAAAUUAAGAUUCUACAUCUGUAUCAAUCACCACUAGACACACAGUCUUAAUCAUUGCUCAAUACUUAUAACAAUGAUUGCCCAAUGCAGUGAAAGGACUUCAUAGAACACACUAACUACAUCACUGCUCCUCACAUAUCAACCACUGGACUGCACAUACUGUAGCAUCCAUGGCACGGUGCAUAGCAACAGCUACAUAGCAACAGCUGUACUGUGCAUAGCAACAACUGCAAGUUAAAUAGCAUACAGAGCAGGAAGGUUUUCUGGGCGUUGCAGAUGCAAACACGGGGUUAUGAACAUAACUUUCUGCUGUCUACUCCUCACUCAAUUCUCUGAUUAGAAGUCACGGUAACCUCGUUGUUCAUUCUCAGUCAACAGUGAGGGGCUAUAUCUGCAGUUAAACUCCCUCAGUUGUCUUUUUCUGUUAACAUUUGAGACUCUCUGAACAUGGGUGUUUUUCUCUCCUCUCCCUGCAGAUAUGCGUUCCAUUCCUGAUGUGGCCAUGACGGGUAAUUGUACUCAGGAGUGCAGUGAGCUGGGUCACUCAGACACCUGCUGGAUGCCUGGGCAGCCCUCCCCGGUGCGCAAGACCAGGAAUCCCCCCAAACUUUCCACCUUUGUGCCUUACCAGGAGAGAGGGAGCCUGGGUCGCCUGGCCAACGGGAGCGCCAGGCUGGGUGGCGAGGAGCACCGAGCCCGCCUUCCGCCCUCCCGUAGUACCUAUUCCAACAGCGGGCAUGCCCCUAGGCAGGACUGCCCCCUGGAGGAGGUGCCACUGAGCGUGGCCUCUGAGUUCCUGCCCACCUCCCCUCCUAGCCACACCGCCAAACAAGAGAUCUAC
This is a messenger RNA of Coregonus sp. 'balchen', 2665 nucleotides long. The record is from the annotation of a GenBank genome assembly. Lineage: Eukaryota; Metazoa; Chordata; Actinopteri; Salmoniformes; Salmonidae.